AUGGUGGAUGUAGCAGCUUUAGAAUCAGGUUGCCGAUUACACUCCAGCAACGUGGAGGACAACAACAACAAGCAUGGUAGUGACAAUGAGGAUGCAUUUCUUUCAUAUAUAAUCAAUACAAAACUAAUUGAAAAUUUGAACCACAUAAGACAAGAUUCCAUAAUGAACACUCACAGUACACAACAACUACAACUACAACUAAAACAACAGCAACAACAGCAGAGGGAAAGACAGCCAUUGGCUUCGUAUGAUGAAUAUUUACAACGAUUAGAAUUUCAAUGUUCUAAAGAUAAUUAUGAAUUGUUAAAAAUUUUAGAGAGUAAAUAUAAGGAAGUUCAAGAAUCUAACAGAACGAGAAGAUAUAGUGUUGAUUUUGAUUCCGCUAAUGGGUCAGAUAUCACUGCUAGUAUUGAGAAUGAUAACUCUAAAAUUGAAAAUACUGAGGAAAUUCAUGAUAAUGAUGAUCAUCAACAUGAUGAUGGUGUAACAGCAUUGAGGCAAAGAUUAUUGGGAAGACGAUUAAGCAACAAUGGCGAUGCUCUUGUUCCGGAAAAUGAUAGUUCAGCAGAUAAACAAAUUGAAAAUCAUGAUAAUAUGCAACAAAGUUUAAUUGAAGAUAUGACAAAAUUAGUCGGUAGUUUAAAACAAGGUGCUGUCGCAUUCCAAACAGCUUUGGAUGAAGAUAAAAAGGUUCUUGGAGCUGCUGAAAUUGGUAUUCAAGUGGCAUCAAAAGGUUUAGUCGACAUUAGUUCUAAAUUAAGAAAAUAUGACAAAGCAAAAUUAGGUUACCUAUUUUAUAUAGGUGCAUUCCUCUUUAUGAUUGUCGGUUUAAUAAUAACGUUCAUCAUAAUUAGAUUAUUCCCUGCAUUAUAA
This is a messenger RNA of Naumovozyma dairenensis CBS 421, 873 nucleotides long. RefSeq names its product SNAP receptor USE1 (gene USE1). Gene Ontology annotation, biological process: retrograde vesicle-mediated transport, Golgi to endoplasmic reticulum. Gene Ontology annotation, cellular component: endoplasmic reticulum; SNARE complex. Bases 1 to 873 code for a protein of 290 amino acids. The transcript has a single exon. NCBI's taxonomy places the organism in Eukaryota, Fungi, Ascomycota, Saccharomycetes, Saccharomycetales, Saccharomycetaceae. Gene Ontology annotation, molecular function: SNAP receptor activity. The record is from RefSeq and is a predicted model, not a curated record.